AUGUCUUCGUACGCCGAUAUCGCCGCCGAGAACGCGCCGCCCCAGUCGCAGCAGCCGCAGCCGGACCAGGGCUACCUCGAGGGCCACAACGAGUCGUCCACCGGUCCCAACCCGAACGCACCGGACGUCAACAGCGGCAAGGUCAACGUAGUCCCCUCGGAUUCGGACCUCGAGCACCUCAAGACGCAGUCGCAGGAGGCGUACGACGAGGCCGUCGCCAAGGCGCGCGAGCAGCGCAAGCAGCUCGAGCAGGACGCGCAGAAGGCGAGCAACGCCGCCAAGAAGACGGCCAACGACGCGCAGAAGGCUGGCAAGGACGCCGCCGAAGACGCCAAGAAGGCAGGCAAGGAGCUGGCGGACGACGCCAAGAAGACGGGCAAGCAGGUCGCCGACGACGCCGAGAAGCUGGGCAAGGAGGCGAAGGCCGAGGCGGACAAGUUUGGCAAGAACGCACGUGCCGAGGCCGAAAAGGCAGGCAAGAAGGCGGGCGAGCUGUACGAAAAGGGCAAGAAGGAGCUCUCCAAGGACACCGAGGCGCUCAGGAAGCGCGGCGAGGAGGGCGCCAAGAAGCUCAAGAAGAAGGCGGACGAGGCUGAGAAGGAGCUCGAGAGCUGGUGGAACCAGUUCUCGCGCGAUCCCAAGCAGUGGGUCCCCGCCCUCGCCGCCGCCAACGUCGCCCUGCUCGGCGGUCUGGGCAUCUACGCCUACUCGAACCGCGACAACGUCCAGCGCACCGACCGCCGCCUCAUCAGCGCCGCCACCGUCGGCAUCCUCGGCCUCCUUGGCGCCCAGGGCUACUGGGCCAACGAAACCGCAAAGAAGCAGAACGGCUCGCUCUAA
Molecule: messenger RNA, 840 nt
Organism: Moesziomyces antarcticus
Lineage: Eukaryota; Fungi; Basidiomycota; Ustilaginomycetes; Ustilaginales; Ustilaginaceae
Exons: 1
Coding region: 1-840 (279 amino acids)
Source: RefSeq, a predicted model, not a curated record